Messenger RNA from Volvox carteri f. nagariensis, 882 nucleotides. RefSeq lists its product as uncharacterized. The record is from RefSeq and is a predicted model, not a curated record. The transcript is spliced from 10 exons. The coding region runs from base 1 to 882 and encodes 293 amino acids. NCBI's taxonomy places the organism in Eukaryota, Viridiplantae, Chlorophyta, Chlorophyceae, Chlamydomonadales, Volvocaceae.
AUGCCGAAGAUUAGGCGACCUUCGCAUGCAAGCUCCUGGUACCAAGGAGAUGCGGAUGCGCUGAACGCCGAGAUCGACAACUGGAAGGCCGCAGUGCAGACCGAGCCCCGCGUUUCACCUCGCGCCAUCAUUGGCCCGCACGCGGGCUACUCGUACUGCGGACACGUCAUGGCCUACGCCUACAAGCACAUUGACGCGAACAAAUUCACGCGUGUCUUCCUGCUUGGACCCUCCCACCACGUCUUCACACGCAAGUGCAUGUUGUCUUCGCAGAGCUUGUACGACACGCCGCUAGGGUCAAUGGAGAUCGAUCAGGAGGUUUACGGGCAGCUCAAGGCCACCGGGCAGUUCGAGGUCAUGAGCCGGGACGUAGACGAGGCCGAGCACAGCUUAGAGCUUCACACGCCGUACAUUGUACACACAAUGCGGGGACAGUCGUACAAGCUGGUGCCCAUCAUGGUGGGCGCGCUAACUGCCGAGGGGGAGGCGCUGUACGGCAAACUGCUGGGGCCGUACUUGGACGACCCAUCCAAUCUGUUUGUGGUGUCCAGCGAUUUUUGUCACUGGGGUUCCCGAUUCAGCUACACCUACUACAACCGGGAGCAGGGCCAGAUCUGGCAAUCCAUCAAAUGGCUGGACGAGCUGGGAAUUCAAGCUAUUGAGGGGGGCAAUCCCGCUGACUUCACCGCCUACCUGGAGCAGUACCGCAACACCAUUUGUGGGCGGCAUCCCAUCGGGGUCUUCCUUAAUAUGCUGCAACACAGCAAACUUCGUCAUAAGAUCAAGUUUACCAAGUACGACCAAUCCAGUAAAUGUACGUCACAAUCCCACUCGAGCGUGAGCUACGCGGCGGCAAUAGUUACGGUGGUGGAGGACGAGUGA